Messenger RNA from Juglans regia (Persian walnut), 2185 nucleotides. RefSeq names its product non-functional pseudokinase ZRK2-like. Bases 269 to 1228 code for a protein of 319 amino acids. The record is from RefSeq and is a predicted model, not a curated record. Gene Ontology annotation, molecular function: ATP binding; protein serine/threonine kinase activity. Gene Ontology annotation, cellular component: plasma membrane. The transcript is spliced from 2 exons. Lineage: Eukaryota; Viridiplantae; Streptophyta; Magnoliopsida; Fagales; Juglandaceae. Gene Ontology annotation, biological process: cell surface receptor signaling pathway; protein phosphorylation.
GUCGUCUUCUUCUUCUUCUUCUUCUUCUUCUUCUCUCUCUCUCUCUCUCUCUCGCUUCUCUUCGAGUUUCUCACUUGUGGGCCGUGGCUCCGUCAUCUUCUUCUCUCUCUCUUUCUCUCUCGUGCUGAAACCCUAGCUCCUGUCACUCUUCCUCUGCCGAUCGAAGAUCUGUUCCUCAUGGCCGUCGUCUUCUACUUGACAAAAACCAAAGAUAAUGGCAUUUAUAUUGCAGAUUGGUCCAGGGAGAGACAACUUAAAUUAGUUAAGAAUGUCGAGAAAAGAGAGAGAGAGCGAAAGAGAGAGAGCAUUUAUAGAGAAUGGAAGCAGAGUACUUGAGAAGCUGGUUUCCACUUGUAAUGGCAAGCCUAUUCCCAUCCGUACCUUCUCCUUUGCAGAGUUGAGCAACGCCACAAAUAACUUUGAUCCUCAACUUGUUAUAUGUAAACUGUGGCUUUAUCAAUGGUAUAAAGGUUAUCUUGAAGGCCGAACUAUUUCCGUUAAGAAAGCGAACGAUGCCGAUAAAAUGAAGGUGGUGUUCACUGAUUUACCAAUUUCUGUAAAGGAGGAGGUGUUCACUGAUUUAGCAAUUUCUGCAAAGGUGAGUGCUCACAAGAAUGUUCUAAAGCUCGUUGGUUGCUGCCUCGAGACUCCAAUUGUCAUUUUAGUGUAUGAAUUUGCUGGGAAGGGAACCCUGAGGGAUCUGAUUCUCGCCGACAAUGAGCCCCUGACGUGGGAGAGUAGGCUAAAGAUGGCAAGAGAGAGUGCUCAUGCAAUUUCAUAUCUCCACACAGCAUUCUCUAGACCCAUCAUCCAUACCGAUAUUGGACUACAUAAUAUCUUCAUAGACUGCCAUGGGGUUCCAAAACUAACUGGUUUUUCACAUUCUUUAAUAAUCCCCGAGGGUGAAACUCAUGUCAAGGAUGCUUCUGAUGAAUGGCAACUUCCGAGGACUACGAGAACUCUAUGCCCCAACUAUAGGGAGACGAGGUGCAUAACAGAGAAAACUGACGUCUAUUCCUUCGGUGGUACUCUCUCGCAAAUUUUUAAUAUAAAUACAAUGGUGGAUCCUGUAAUCCUGGCAGGGGAAUUAAGAGGAGCUGGAGUGGAACAGCAAUUCCAAGCUGUGCGGAACCUUGCUUUGAGGUGCAAGGAGAAGGACCCAAUGCAAAGACCAACCAUGGUUGAUGUUAGCAAAGAACUCAGACGAAUCGAAAAGUCUAUCCCGUAAUAUAUUUAUUUCGAAGUUCGGUAAAAACCUACGUUUCUUUGUUGUCAUCAUCGUUUUUUAUGGAGUUUUGUUGUUCAGUGAAUGACUAUGCUUCACCUGGUCCAUAUAAGUUCCCUUGGUCACCGCCCAUGUUCUUGUACUUCUGAAUUUUUGUUUUCUUUUUUAAAUGAAGUAUCAAAUGAAUUUACGCUAGCUACUAUCCAUUUGUUUUUCGAACUCUUAAUAUUAUUUUUUACCCCAUGGGUUUGUAGCCUUUUUCCAAUAUAUAUAUAAAACCUUCCCUUGGAUUUCAUUUGAAUAAUUUAAUGGGAAUAUGAUCCGACACACAUGGCAUCCCCCCGCAUGGAAAAAUAAAAUAAAAUAUCAUAAAUCAUUCCAGAAUUUGAAAAACAGAAUGCCGUUGACCAGCUGCAUUAGCAAUCCUCUAAGCUACAAUAAUGAAGAAGGCUCCCCUUACUUUCCACGAAAUGUCCCUCAACUUUCAUGGGCAAGAGAAAUAAUUCGUGACAGAGACAACUUGUUAAGAAUAUGCAGGUCAGCGUUCAAGCCAUGCAGAGUCGGACAGAGAGAACUUGCUACGAAUAUACAGAAGAAAGAGGGAGCGGGAGAGAGAGAGAGAGAGCAUUAUAGAGAAUGGAAGUAGGGCACUUGAGAAGCUUGUUGACAUCCAUAAAUUCUCCUAUGAAGAGUUAAGAACGGCAACAAAUGACUUUGAUCCUCACCUCAUUAUUCAUAGAAACAGGUGGUAUAAAGGGUAUAAAGCUAAUCUCAAAGACCGAAUUACAUUCAUUAACGGGCGAGUACACUCCCUUAAGUGAACCGACCCUCACCCCUGACAAUUGAGGCUCCGUUUGAAUGUUGGGAUGAAUUAAAUUCUUUAUGAAUAAUAGUGAAUUGAGAUGACGAAGUGAGUAUUGUGGAGCCCACCUAAGAUAAGUUUAGAAGUGUUUGGAUGUU